CACUGCUGUAUGUCACUCUGGACGAGGUAGCAUCGUUUCGAGUUUCAAGAUGGCGACCGGAUAUACAUGAAAGGUCAACGAGAAGAGGCCAACGGCCACAGGUCAGCCAUAAGUUGGCUAGGUCGACUAUAAGCGUAGUGCGAGAUGAUAGUGAAUAUGAUAAGCAGCAACUUGACCGUUGUAAACGCGAACUGGAAGGUCUUGGGGCCGAGGAGAUGAAACUCGACCAAAGAUUACUUGAGGCGAAGACUACCCUACACAGCGCGACCCACGAUUCGGAAAUGAGCAAAUAUCCCUUUUUCAAUGUAUUAAAAUCGAAUUGAUUCUGGUGUCCAUUGCUAGAAAAAUCUCAUUUUUCUAAUGAGAGUCCAUAUGUAUUACCGCUUAAUGUAAUAAAAUUCGCCGCUUAAUGUAAUGAAACUUUUCCGCUAAAUGUAAUACUAACCGUUGAUGUAUUAACAAAAAUGAACGCUUAAUGCAAUAAUGGACCUAGCGCUCAAGGUUACGGUUCACGUUCACAAUGUCGACAAAUGUUUAUCUGCAAAAAUGAUUGGUUUAAGUCACUAUCUAUGGUACUAAAAAUAGCCGGAAAUAGCCAAAAUUUGAAUACGGCAAAUUUGAGAUAAAAUAUCUCUUUAUUGGAAUACGAUAUGGAUAAAGUGAGAUAUAAUUUUGAAGAUUGACAUGUGCUGAUGGAAAUAAGACGUAUUAUGUUUACCUAGGCGCAUUUUCCUUUAAGACAGUAUGGUUUUGCCUAUUUCGGCCCCUAACUAAGGCUUAAGGCAAACGUCGAACCGAACUUGAACCGGAUCAAUUUAAUAACUGGUGCUUGUCAGAGUAGAGCUUAUUUCCAGUGGCGGCAUACAUCGAUCCUAUUUCUUAGGAGACAAUUGAGUUUGAUUUCAUACUUUUGUGGAAUUUGCACGAAAUAAUUUAUUGUGACUAUUACGAUUUCAUUAUUGUCUCAGAACAAAAGAAUAUAAGGGAAUAUGCACUUUCCCAUACGAGCGUGCUCAGCUAGGGAAAUAUAAUCAUUACCGACCAAUACAUUUAAAAUAAGCACAUUUGUUGCACAUCGGUAAUUCGCAUUUCAGGUACGCAUUUGUGCCUUCAAAGCAGGGCCAGCAUAACAAAAUUGAAUUUUGUGCUGACUUCUGUAGCUUCGCCAUAUUGUUGGUCAGUUCGUAAAGCGCAUGCUCUUUAAGGGGGACCCGGCUUUUAUUUUGUGGGCGAGAGGGUGCACUAACAGAUUUUGUUCAAAGGUUUGAAUUUGAAUCAAAUAUUUUCUCAUUUACAUAAUAUAUUUAUCUUAUUCGGUUCAAGUAUAAUAUGACCUAUGCCGCCAGGCCUCACCAGACACGAUUCGAUUCGACUAAGCACUUGUCCGAACUUUCGCGGGUUGCUAGAUUGGACUUUGACCCCGUAAAAACGCACGUGACCUUCAACGCCGAAAGGUUGAAUUAGGUACAUGUUCGGUUCGACGUAUGCCUUAAGCCUAAGAAAUAAAAAACUUCUCAUAGGAAAAAGCCAUGGGUGGAUGCUCAACUGAUGUAUCUUACUCCGAAAAGUUUUCGCGGGCAAGGCUUUGGCUGAAAACGCUUCGCAGCCCAAUCAAGAUAAACGUUAUCCGUCCAAACCCCCUGUCAACAUUCACUACCACAGCAAGACCAAACUCCCAGUCAACAUUUACUACCUCAGACAUACCAAACUCCCAGUCAACAUUUACUACCUCAGAAAGACCAAACUCCCAGUCAACAUUUACUACCACAGCAAGACCAAACUCCCAGUCAACAUUCACUACCACAGCAAGACCAUUUCAGCCAACAUUCACUACCACAGCAAGACCAAAAUCCCAGUCAACAUCCACAACCACAGCAAGACCAAACUCCCUGUCAACAUUCACUACCACAGCAAGACCAUUGCAGUCAACAUUCACUACUACAGCAAGACCAUUGCAGUCAACAUUCACUACCACAGCAAGACCAUUCCAGUCAACAUUCACAACAACAGAGAGACCAAACUCCCAGUCAACAUUAACCCAAAUAGGACCAAUGCCCAAGUCAACAGUCAAUGCUACAGCAAGACCAAAUCCACAUUCAGCAUUUACUACAACAGCAAGACCAAACCCCUAUUCAACAAUUGGCAGUCGGUAUCAAGAAACACGAAAUACUCCUAUUGGAAUUCCCUCGAAUACAAGGUUAAGUGAUCCGGCACCCCAACAGACUUGUUCGACAGCAUAUGAUAACACCGGAGGCACAUUUGAUUUAAUGGCAUGCAACCAAACUCCCUUAGAGGGUGCAGAUCAUAAAAAGCUAAGGAUAUGCAUGGAGAACAACGAGGAAAUUCUGACGGAUUAUUUCUCUGAUAUUGUUAUGAGUGGGGGGUAUUACGAAGAUUUUACGCCAUUUAAUCCUGAAAUGCAACUGGGAGAUAUGCAGGACUAUUUCAACCAGUCCCUCUUGAAUGAAACUUUCUUCUGGUCUGAAGCUUCAGACCAGAAAAAUCAGUGGAGAUCUGAUAAUCCGGGUAUGAGUAACUAUGCAGAGACAGCAACAGAGUCAAGCAUGAUGCCAUUGUAUGACGUUAUUCAUCAGCUGUGACAAUGUGAGUACAAAGGUGAAAUGAAAGUGAUAUCACCUCAAGAACACUAAAUAACAUUAGUUUCCCAAUUAAAACCGCAAUUCUCGCUACUGCUUGUAUUACAGAUUAUGGCUAAACACGCUUUUGAGACUUAUACUUGAAAACGAGAAAAAAAAUAUAUAUAUAUAAACUAAGUAUUAUCAUCAGAGUUGGAAAUACAAUUUUUGUACAUAUCAUCAAUAAUAAUCUUAAAUCUUUAAGAAAAAAAGUUAUGUUAGCCUCUUCUAACAUAAAUUCGUAAACAGAUUUCUGUAAAUAAUAAGUAUUCUUUACGAAACCCUUAGAUUCGCAUGGUUUUGCCACAAAAAUAGAUCUUUGUUGAAAGCUGUAUUGUUGUCACUUCAGUGAACCUAUGGAAUAAUAAAGAAAUCGAAUGUUUCAUAAUAUUAUUGAUGAUAAGUACAAAAAAUUGUAUUUCCAGGAAAAGUGAUGUCUUUUUAAUCUUGUGCGUUUAUCGGAUAGCAUGAUCAUUACGGCGAUAAACACAGGAAAAAUGCCCUAAAAACCAUAUUGGGUUUUCAACAAUUUCCAUUAAAAAAAUAUACAAAAUGGAUUUGAUCUUGGUUAUUACUUAUCCAAUCUUGGGUUUUACCUAAAACUCAUUGCAAAAAUACGUUUAUCAACAAUGGGUUCUAGCUUGUAAAAAACAACUGCAAACCAAUAUGGGUUUUAAGCAAAAAAUAUUUAUGGAUUAUGCAUUUCCAACAAUGGGUUAUAGCUUAUAAAAAACGACCUCGAAUCAGUAUGGUUUUUAUGCAAAAACCAUUCAUGGUUUAUGCAUUUCCGACAAUGGGUUUUAGCUUGUAAAAACCCUACCCGAAUCAACUAUGGGUUUUACGCGAAAACCAUUCAUGGUUUAAGCAUCUCCGACAAUAAGUUAUAAGUUGUAAAAACCGACCUCGAACCAAUAUGGAUUUUAAUUGAAAAAUAUUCAUGGUUUAUGCAUUUCAAAAAAAUGGCUAUAACUUGUAAAACACAACCUCGAACCAAUAUGGGUUUAAGCGAAAACCACUCAUGGUUUAUACAUUUCCAACAAUGGGUUUUAACUUGUUAAAACCAACCUCGAACCAAUAUGGGUUAAAGCGAAAACCAUUCAUGGUUUAUACAUUUCCAACAAUGGGUUUUAACUUGUAAGAACCAACCUCGAACCAAUAUGGCUUUUACUCGGAAACCAUUAAUGGUUUAUGCAUUUCCAACAAUGGGUUUUAGCUUGUAAAAACCAACCUCGAACCAAUAUGGGUUUUACUCGAAAACCAUUCAUGGUUUACGCAUUUCCAACAAUGGGUUUUAGAUUGUAAAAACCAACCUCGAACCAAUAUGUGUUUUAAGUGAAAACUAUUCCUGGUGUAUGUAUUUCCGACAAUAGGUUAUAAGUUGUAAAAACCGACCUCGAACCAAUAUUGAUUUUAAUUGAAAAAUAUUCAUGGUUUAUGCAUUUAAAAAAAACGGCUAUAAAUUGUAAAAAACAACCUCGAACCAAUAUGGGUUUAAGCGAAAGCCAUUCAUGGUUUAUACAUUUCCAAAAAUGGGUUUUAACUUGUUAAAACCAACCUCGAACCAAUAUGGGUUUAAGCGAAAACCAUUCAUGGUUUAUACAUUUCCAACAAUGGGUUUUAAUUUGUAACAACCAACCUCGAACCAAUACGUGUUUUUUCUCGAAAACCAUUCAUGGUUUAUGCAUUUCCUACAAAGGGGUUUUAACUUGUAAAAUCAAACCUCUAACCAAUUUGGGUUUUGUUUAUUUCUGACGACAGUUGAUAACAUGCAAAGUCGCCACUAAUUUGAUACAUAGUUUUUCACAAUUAAUAAAGGGGUAUCAGUAGCUUGUAAAAAAUGACAUUGAACUAAUAUGGGUUUUAAGCGAAAACCAUUCCUUUCCAACAGCUUAUAAAAGCUACCAACUAUCGAACGUCAAAUUAUUUACUGGUUACUGACCCCCCACCGCUCUGGAAUUUCCAUUUUGGGUACCAAUUUUGACCCCCCCCCCCCCCUGAUUUUCCAAAUAAAGUACUAGGUACCCCCACCCCUUUUGGGAUUCCUAGGCGUUUGACACCCCACGCCCCCGGAAUUUCCGAUCAACCCAUUGGGGGUAUGGAUAUUUCCUGGCAUAACUAAAUAUUUGCUGAAUUUACAAGUUUAGAGCAAAGGUUAAGAUAUUUAAGAUAUAAGACCUUAUAUUGAUUACAUGUAUCAAUCGCGUGACAAGGCGAGACCGGUGUUUUCCUGUCGUUUAUGUCUUCUUUCUGAUAGCCAUUUAGGACUAUCGAAAAUUACAGAAAAGCAUAUCGUUUCCUUUUCCAUUUAACUAGCCCCAAAAAGUGUUCGCAAUAUUCAUGUUAAGGGCGUGUUCCCAUAUAGUCGUCACGGUCGCCGCGAUUGCCAGAAAAAAGUUUAUAUAGAAACACUCUGAAACAGUUAUCUGGCGUUCCAAGAAGACAUGAUAGAACAGUGCUCUAACUUCAAUAACCAUUUCCGUUUUAAAUAUGGGGUUUUCAGAAAAACACAAACAGAAUAUUGUUUUUUGAGUACGGUUGUAAAUAUUGUGGUUGGAAUUUUUUUUUGUUGGAAUUUUUAACAAACAGUUGGAGAUUUUUCAAUUAGUGAGUAAUUUUAAAACCAGUUGGAAACUCUCCAACCAGUGCCAAAUUUGGAAAACCUCAAAAGUACCAGGCAUUGGUUCCUUGGGUUUACGUUAGCGUUACGGUUGGGUAAUUCUUUGUGAAAAUAAACUUUGGGUAACAAAA
Molecule: messenger RNA, 5384 nt
Organism: Nematostella vectensis (starlet sea anemone)
Lineage: Eukaryota; Metazoa; Cnidaria; Anthozoa; Actiniaria; Edwardsiidae
Product: salivary glue protein Sgs-3-like
Exons: 3
Coding region: 1530-2600 (356 amino acids)
Source: RefSeq, a predicted model, not a curated record